Athalia rosae (coleseed sawfly) is the source of this 492-nucleotide messenger RNA. RefSeq lists its product as uncharacterized. The transcript has 3 exons. Bases 189 to 440 code for a protein of 83 amino acids. The record is from RefSeq and is a predicted model, not a curated record. Lineage: Eukaryota; Metazoa; Arthropoda; Insecta; Hymenoptera; Athaliidae.
UGAUUAGUAAAGAAUUGGUCAUUUAAAUUCGUAUAAGUCCAAUUCAUUGCCCAGGCCGUGGAACUUAUGUAACUCAGGAUUUUAAUAAUUACGAAACUUACUGGAUAGAGGAUCGAAUCGCCAGUGAAGUCCACAUACGCUACAACAACGGAACACAAUAUCAAGGAUCACUUGGAGUUGACGGCAAAAUGUUCGGAUUUGGCAUCUAUACAUUCAUAGACAAUUCUGUUCUUCGUGCAACCUGGGAUCAGAACAAACCGGCAAUAGAUGUUGUUCUUAGAGAGUCUUUAGGAUCCAUUUGGAAUGGUCUCUGUAAUGAUAAAGAAAUAAUGUUCACCUCUGGCAAUCAUUUUUGGGAUGAAAUCAGCACUCCAGAAGAGAAGAGCCAUCCAGAUACUGAAGUGAAACUCGACAACAACGAAUUUAAACUCAAUCAAUGAUUUAGGCUUAAUCAGAUGCAGAAUUAACGGCAGAAUUAUAUAUUUGAAGAUA